CCUAACUGCGUGGGCUGUUGGAUUAAGCCACUGCUGCAGCAUCAGAAGGGGUUUAAUCUACAAGAAGCAGCAGCAGAGAGAGACGCUAUUUCCCAGGCUCUAUCUUACCUAGUGUCAGUUCUUUUAUUUGACUGUACAAGAACUGCUGGGCAUCAAGGAUACUACAUACAAGAGGAUAGAAUAUCAAGGAAGGAGGAAAGCGGAGCUUCUUUGACUGGAGCAGAGAGAUAAAUAAAGCAUCAUAGUGUCUGCUGCAGACACCAGACACAGCCAUUAUGACCCAGGGCAAGGUAAGGGCCUUACAGACACAUUCUAUAGAUCUAAUUCUAUCCUCAUUCAGUCCAUGCUCAUUCUGCAGUAAAUCCACAGUAAAAAGGGAAGAUUAUUGGCUUAUAUUUUAUUUCAGUGCGUGUGGUCCACAAUGUUAUGUAAUCAUUGUGGCAGCAUGUACGUAGGCUGUAUCUGUCGCUCCAUCCUCUCAUCUGCCUCUAUUGAGAAGCUAAUCUUAUUGUGUUGCUCAGUAAUGAUGCAACGUCUUCAGCAGCAGAGAAUAGUAUUGUCAUCAGGGAAUGUCAGAGCGAAUUAAAUGACAGCUAUAAACUAGAUUGUAUGGAGAUAGAGAGAGGGUCAUGUUUAGCCUGUGUCACUAUCCUUCAGUCCAGAGACACGGACGUACCACUCCCCCCAUUGUAUAAAACCUUAAAUGUUGCUGUUAUGUAUUGACUCAAAGCUGAUGAAGUUAUAGAAAUAGAAUUAGCCUACCUGUACUAAUGACUGUAAAUGAAAUCACAAUAGACUACUAAUUCUAUUUUUAUGCAGGAAAUAUGGAGAGAGAGAGGAGAUGGAUAUUCAUAUUCAUUGGUACAUUCAUUAGCCAUCUGGACAGUGUUGUGUAAUGAUGACUCAUUCACUGAUCCUGGAACGUCUACACACAGAGUGUGGAGCUAAGCUACAGCAGAGGGCUCGUCUAAGGACUGAUCUCAGUCCACAUCUUACAGUCAGCAAUCAGAGAAUCAGAUCAGAUUUCAAAUUAGUCCCAAAUUGUGAAUCUGAAUUCAUCGUAUUUGCUUUUAGAAUGUGAAUUGUUGUUAUUGUUGUUAAAAAAGGAAUUUGGAUUUACAAGUUGGGCCUAAUUUCGGCUCAAGUUUCUCAGUUGAUUAGAGAGUGGCUCAUUAUCAUCCUCUUUUUAAAAAUUUAUUUUAUUUAUUAUUAUUAUUAUUUUAUUUAGGGGGUAGAUCAGCUUUAAUAUUGCAGAUAGAUUGUAACUUCCAUCAAUGUAAUUGUCUGCAUCACUUCCAAUCCCCCAUAUGGUUUUUUCUCUCGCAUAUAUAUACAGUGGGGAAAAAAAGUAUUUAGUCAGCCACCAAUUGUGCAAGUUCUCCCACUUAAAAAGAUGAGAGAGGCCUGUAAUUUUCAUCAAAGGUACACGUCAACUAUGACAGACAAAUUGAGAAAACAAAUUCCAGAAAAUCACAUUGUAGGAUUUUUAAUGAAUUUAUUUGCAAAUUAUGGUGGAAAAUAAGUAUUUGGUCACCUACAAACAAGCAAGAUUUCUGGCUCUCACAGACCUGUAACUUCUUCUUUAAGAGGCUCCUCUGUCCUCCACUCGUUACCUGUAUUAAUGGCACCUGUUUGAACUUGUUAUCAGUAUAAAAGACACCUGUCCACAACCUCAAACAGUCACACUCCAAACUCCACUAUGGCCAAGACCAAAGAGCUGUCAAAGGACACCAGAAACAAAAUUGUAGACCUGCACCAGGCUGGGAAGACUGAAUCUGCAAUAGGUAAGCAGCUUGGCUUGAAGAAAUCAACUGUGGGAGCAAUUAUUAGGAAAUGGAAGACAUACAAGACCACUGAUAAUCUCCCUCGAUCUGGGGCUCCACGCAAGAUCUCACCCCGUGGGGUCAAAAUGAUCACAAGAACGGUGAGCAAAAAUCCCAGAACCACACGGGGGGACCUACUGAAUGACCUGCAGAGAGCUGGGACCAAAGUAACAAAGCCUACCAUCAGUAACACACUACGCCGCCAGGGACUCAAAUCCUGCAGCGCCAGACAUGUCCCCCUGCUUAAGCCAGUACAUGUCCAGGCCCGUCUGAAGUUUGCUAGAGUGCAUUUGGAUGAUCCAGAAGAGGAUUGGGAGAAUGUCAUAUGGUCAGAUGAAACCAAAAUAGAACAUUUUGGUAAAAACUCAACUUGUCGUGUUUAGAGGACAAAGAAUGUUGAGUUGCAUCCAAAGAACACCAUACCAACUGUGAAGCAUGGGAGUGGAAACAUCAUGCUUUAGGGCUGUUUUUCUGCAAAGGGACCAGGACGACUGAUCCGUGUAAAGGAAAGAAUUAAUGGGGCCAUGUAUCGUGAGAUUUUGAGUGAAAACCUCCUUCCAUCAGCAAGGGCAUUGAAGAUGAAACGUGGCUGGGUCUUUCAGCAUGACAAUGAUCCCAAACACACCGCCCGGGCAACGAAGGAGUGGCUUCGUAAGAAGCAUUUCAAGGUCCUGGAGUGGCCUAGCCAGUCUCCAGAUCUCAACCCCAUAGAAAAUGUUUGGAGGGAGUUGAAAGUCUGUGUUGCCCAGCAACAGCCCCAAGACAUCACUGCUCUAGAGGAGAUCUGCAUGGAGGAAUGGGCCAAAAUACCAGCAACAGUGUGUGAAAACCUUGUGAAGACUUACAGAAAACGUUUGACCUGUGUCAUUGCCAACAAAGGGUAUAUAACAAAGUAUUGAGAAACUUUUGUUAUUGACCAAAUACUUAUUUUCCACCAUAAUUUGCAAAUAAAUUCAUUAAAAAUCCUACAAUGUGAUUUUCUGGAUUUUUUUUUCUCAAUUUGUCUGUCAUAGUUGACCUGUACCUAUGAUGAAAAUUACAGGCCUCUCUCAUCUUUUUAAGUGGGAGAACUUGCACAAUUGGUGGCUGACUAAAUACUUUUUUUCCCCACUGUAUGUAUAUGUAUAUAUAUAUAUCCUUUAAAAAAAUAUAUUUCCCUUUAUUCCUUUCAUUACUUUCCAACCCCACCACACCUUCCCUAAUUGGAGUAAACUAGUGAACAACAAUGCUUAGGCCUCAACUUCCAUCUUAUACAUACUAUAUACAUUUUAUGGACACAGUCAAUUUUACAAUAAUUCUAUUUUGUUUGUUUUUACUCCAGAACUUCCUCUACCCUCAACCUCUCCGAUCAUUUUCAUGAUGUCCAUCCGGUUUGCUUCUAUAUGCCAUAUCUUUCUAACUCUGCUCUUUCACAAAAGCUCUAUUUCUAAACAUUUACAUUUACAUUUUAAACACCAUCCAUAUUGAAUUUCUAUUUGCCAUAUAUUUUUCAACUGUACUGUGAUGUUUUACAAACGUUCUGAACCUUUCUAAUCAUCCUCUGUUGGUUAUUAAAAUGUAUUUUAUUUCCAGACAGCUAUUUAGUCCUGAUUGGUGAUCUUAUGUUAUGUACCCACAGCUUUCAGUCGCAAACAAGGCUGCUGAAGCAGGAGAGAAGCAGUAUGGCACUUCAAGUGGAGAAGCAGGAGGGCCACCGGCCCCUCCCACUUAUGAGGAGGCCACUGGCGCAAGUGAGAAAGGUAUGUCAGUGUGGCAGAAACUUCACUCCGCUCUCUUUAUAAACAUAAGUGUGAAAAAUAACUGACCAUUUACUGUGUGUGUGUGUGUUUGUGUUGAACUUGUCAGCAGGCGUCAGUGGCAGCCCCUGUUACAGCGGGGCCUAUCCUGGUGAUGGGGAGAUGCUCACAGAAUUCAGCUGGAGUGAUAAAAACAUCAGACGGAUCUUUAUCCGCAAGGUAGGCUAUGACUAUAGCUAUUACUACCUUAUUACAACCCUAUUACUAUAUUAUUACCCUAUUACAUAGCACUACCUAUACAAGCCUAUUACUACAUUAUUACUACCGUAUGUUAAGGCCAUACAGAUACUGUAUGCUAUUCUUAAACUGUAUUUUUCAUUACCUCCUUUCAGUUGUCUUUUUUUUCGUUACCACCGUUUAGGUUUACGCCAUCUUGAUGAUUCAACUUCUUGUCACUCUUUCCAUUGUGGCUCUCUUCACAUUCUGGUAAGUUUUCUAAUACCUCCAAAUAUGGAUGCUACUCUCCAUCCUUCAAUAGUUUUAUCUGGUCAGGCAAUAGAUGGUCAUGAAAAUCACAGGAAAUCCUACACUUUGAUACAGUAAUGUUAAAUCACUGUGCACCAGCCAUGAACCUGUCACAGGUACUAAAUAGGAAGCAGCAGAGCUAGAACAUUUACCAUAACAGGCAGGAAAGUGCCUUCAGAAAGUAUUCAGACCACUUGACUUUUUUCCACAUUUUGUUACAUUACAGCAUUAUUCUAAAAUUGAUUAAAUUGUUUUUAAUCAGUACCCCAUUGUGACAAAGCAAAAACAGUUUUUUUGAAAAUGUUGCUAAUUUAUAUUUAAAGAAAAAAGGAAAUAUGACAUUUACAUAAGUAUUUAGACCCUUUACUCAGUACUUUGCUGAAGCACCUUUGGCAGCGAUUACAGCCUCGAGUCUUCUUGGGUAUGACGCUACGAGCUUGGCACACCUGUAUUUGGGGAGAUUCUCCCAUUCUUCUCUGCAGAUCCUCUCAAGCUCUGUCAGGUUGGAUGGGAAGCAUUGAUGCACAGCUAUUUUCAGGUCUCUCCAGAGAUGUUCGAUCGGGUUCAAGUCCGGGCUCUGGCUGGGCCACUCAAGGACAUUCAGAGACUUGUCCCGAAGCCACUCCUGCGUUGUCUUGGCUGUGUGCUUAGGGUCGUUGUCCUGUUGGAACGUGAACCUUCGCCCCAGUCUGAGGUCCUGAGCAGGGUUUCAUCAAGGAUCUCUCUGUACUUUGCUCCGUUCAUCUUUGCCUCGAUCCUGACUAGCCUCCCAGUCCCUGCUGCUGAAAAACAUCCCCAAAGCAUGAUGCUGCCACCACCCUGCUUCACAGUAGGAAUGGUGCCAGGUUUCCUCCAGACAUGACGCUUGGCAUUCAGGCCAAAGAGUUCAAUCAUAGAUUCAUCAGACCAGUGAAUCUUGUUUCUCAUGGUCUGAGAAUCUUUAGGUGCCUUUUGGCAAACUCCAAGCGGGCUGUCAUGUGCCUUUUACUGAGGAGUGGCUUCCGUCUGGCCACUCUACCAUAAAGGCUUGAUUGGUGGAAUGCUGCAGAGAUGAUUGUCCUUCUGGAAGGUUCUCCCAUCUCCACAGAGGAACUCUAGAGCUCUGUCAGAGUGACCAUCGGGUUGUUGGUCACCUCCCUGACCAAGGCCCUUCUCCCCAGCCGGCCACCCACCUCAGUUUGGCUGUGUGGCCAGCUCUAGGAAGAGUCUUGGUGGUUCCAAACUUCUUCCAUUUAAGAAUAAUGGAGGCCACUGUGUUCUUGGGGACCUUCAAUGCUGCAGAAAUGUUUUGGUACCCUUCCCCAGAUCUGUGCCUCAACACAAUCCUGUCUCGGAGCUCUACGGACAAUUCCUUCGACCACAUGGCUUGGUUUUCGCUCUGACAUGCACUGUCAACUGUGGGACCUUAUAUAGACAGGUGUGUGCCUUACCAAAUCAUGUCAAAUCAAUUGAAUUAACCACAGAUGGACUCCAAUCAAGUUGUAGAAACAUCUCAAGGAUGAUCAAUGGAAACAGGACGCACUUGAGCUCAAUUUCAAGUCUCAGAGCAAAGGGUCUGAAUACUUAUGUAAAUAAGGUAUUUCUGUUUUUUAUUUUUAAUAAAUUUGCAAAAAUGUCUAAAAACCUGUUUUCGCUUUGUCAUUAUGGGGUAUUGUGUAGAUUGUUUUUAUUUCAUUUUAGAAUAAGGCUGUAACGUAACUAAAUGUGGGAAAAGUCAAGGGGUCUGAAUACUUUCCGAAGUCACUGUAACAAGUACUUUGAGGAAAAUGGGCAAACAUUGCAUAUUUACAAUCCUUUUUGGUUCCUUCAUCAGUGAACCAGUGAAGAACUACAUUCAGUCCAACCCUGGAUGGUACUGGGCUUCUUAGUAAGUCACAGCUUUGAUCUUGCAUAGAUCAUUACUAUGUUGAUUUAAUUCUGAAAGUACUAAAAUAUAUGUGUUAUUUAUUUACACAGUGCUGUGUUCUUUGUCACAUAUAUUACACUCGUCUGCUGUCCUGGACCAAGGUGAGUUUACAAUGUUAAUGUGUGUGGUUAACACAACUUCAGUUAAUAUGAUAAUAGAGAAUGUAUAAUUUUAGCAGAAUCUAACAACAGUACUUAAGUACAGUACUUAUUAUGUUUGAUUACUAUUUCCUAUAGGAGACAGUUUCCAUGGAAUCUGAUCCUGCUCGCCAUCUUUGUAAGUAUCAUAUAGUGUUUGAAACAAUCCAUAUCUUUAGAAAAUGUAUACACAUUGUCUAAAGACAAUGGAGGGGGCUAGACUUUAAAAUACUACACAUAAUUCAGAAUCACAGACUUUUCCUUUGAGUGUAACCCCUCUUUCUAAUGUUUCUUUACUUUGUAAUCUCUCCUGUUGCAGACCCUCUCUCUCUCCUAUAUGACAGGGAUGCUAUCCAGGUACUGUCUCCCAUAGCUGUGUCUACAGUUUGUUUGUCUCUGUUGUCCACUAUGUUUUGCAUGCCUGCUUCUUCAGACUUUCAGUAUGGCUAGCAUGAUGGUUUUUGCAGCCAGGUAAACUGCUAAUGUGUUACAUUAAAUUCAGCUAAGUUCUUGGUGAACAGCUAAUACGUAGAAUCAGGUGUGCUAAAUUCAUUUUGGAUUGAAAACAUGUAUGGGAUGGUAAAUCUCAAGGAAGAGGUUUGGGCAGCCCUGCAUUAACCUGUGUCAGUGUCGAUCAGAUAUGCUAAAGGUAUACAUGGGCUUACUAACACUGUUGUACAUUUUAGGCUUGCUUAGUUACUGUGUAUUCACCAACAUAAGUCAUUAAUAUGUUAUUCCUGUAUAAAAAAACUAUUUGAGUAUGUCAUUUCUUAGUAAAUAAAUACUUGGCAAAUAAUUUCUUUACCAUUUCUUCCCCCCUCUAAUAGUUAUUACAACACCAAGUCAGUGGUGAUGUGUUUGGGUAUUACUGCUAUGGUCUGUCUUACCGUCACUCUCGUCAGCUUCCAAACUAAGGUCAGUCUGCCUGCGAAAAAGGACAUUCUAUAAUUUAAUAGGAUCUCUGUGCUUCUGUAAUUCACCAUUUGUUAUAGGUUGUUCCCUUUUCUCAUGGCCAAGUUACCUCCUUUUUUCUGUCCUAUCUUCCCGUUUGUCCUAUUCAGUUUGAUGUGACAUCAUGCCAAGGUGUAUUGUUUACCUUCUGCAUGGUCAUGAUGGUGUCUGGACUGGUCCUGGCCAUCGCCUUGCCCUACGGAUAUGUAAGUAAUAAUAAUAAUAAUAAUAAUACACUUUUAUUUGUAGAGCACAUUGUCAUACAUGAAAGCCUGCAAAUCAAAGUGCUAUACAUAGUAGGAAGUAAAACUACCCUAAUCAGAAACGAUAUAAUUAAUGAGGUGAAUAAGUAAAUGCAGGUGGAGACUAACACGAGGAAUUAGACAGAGCUCUCUAAGGCUAUGUUUAGACAGGCAGCCAAUUCUGUUCUUUUUUACAUUUACAUUUUAGUCAUUUAGCAGACGCUCUUAUCCAGAGCGACUUACAGUUAGUGAGUGCAUACAUUAUUCUUUUUUAAUUUCUUCAUACUGGCCCCCCGUGGGAUUCGAACCCACAACCCUGGCGUUGCAAACGCCAUGCUCUACCAACUGAGCUACAUCCCUGCCGGCCAUUCCCUCCCAUACCCUGGACGACGCUGGGCCAAUUGUGCGCCGCCCCAUGGGUCUCCCGGUCGCGGCCUCAUUAUUCUUUUGACCAAACAGAUCAGAUCUUUUCACAUCAGACCUUUUUCAGAGCUGAUCUGAUUUGUCUGAAGACCAAUUAGUGGAAAAAAGAUCAAGCCUACAGCUGGGUCAGAUCUAAUUGAAUGUGUUGGAUAUGAUAUCAUUUUCUAGAGAUAUAAUAGCAGCUUUUUUGUGCUCAGGUGCCCUGGGUGCAUGGUGUCUAUGGUGCCUUGGGAGCGUUACUGUUUACCAUGGUAAGUGUAAAACCUAUAUAGUCUGUUUUACUUAACAGUCCAUCAACGACAAAGAGAGAUGUACAACUACUAUAAUACUUCAACUCUUUUCUUCUCUGUUUCAGUUUUUGGCGUUUGACACCCAGCUACUGAUGGGGAACAAGCGCUACACAAUAAGUCCAGAGGAAUACGUCUUUGCCACUCUCAACAUCUACCUAGAUAUCAUCUACAUCUUCUCCUUCUUCCUCUCACUGUUUGGAACAGAGAGGACAAACUGAAUCCACCUCCAGGCCAGCAUCACAGCUUUUCCAUCUAAACAGGUCCCGUAUUCAUAGUCUCAGAGUAGUAGUGCUGAUCUAGGAUCAGCUUUGCCAUUUAGAUCAUGGUGAAUAGUAUUAUACAUACAGGGGGGAUAUGAUCCUAGGUCAGCACUACUCGGAGACACUGUGUGAAUAAAGGCUCUGAUCUCACCAUCAUGAUGUACUGUACACAACCUAUAGAUCCUUGAUUCUUGAUCCACCACCUCUUCCCACAGUCUCAGCUUAGUGUGAUCCUCCUUCCCCCUCUAGCAUGAUAUGGACCUAUACUACUGUAUUGUCUGCUUAGCUGUCAAUCUCCAGAAUGUACAGUACUUUUCACCCAUAGGGUCGGCGAUCUAUAGAAUUCCAUUGCUAACGGUAGAUAGGUGUGAAAAACACAUGCUAAAUACUGAGUCUCAGUCUAAAAGCUUUAACUGUAGGUGUUUCUGUCUUAUGCAGAUGUGAUGUCUUGCGUUCUCCUGUCUUUUAACAACAACAGUCAUUUAUGACACUGCUCUACAGGAGAUUAUCACCUCUUAUGAAGAGGAACUCAAAGUAUCUGCCCUAAAUGCAUGAAUAUCUGAAUAUCUUUCAGUGUAGCAACGUAGACAUCAUGUAGUUUUCAUCUUUGUUCUUAGUUCAUCAGUAGUGCACUAGGCUACAUCCAGUUACAUCAGUGUAUAACACAUUGUGAUGACCCUCAGCUUUAGAGUAGAGAGAGAGAGUAAAGUAUGACUUUAUUGAAAUUGUUUUUAUCACUCAGCAUCAUCAAUAAAUUAAAAAGGACAAGACACAUAUCAAUGACAAACAAAACAAAUGAAAACACAUAUUAAGACACAUAUAAAUCAAUGGCACCUGUCGUUUGUUGUUUCUCUAAUGCCUGUCUUCCAGUCUGUCAACUCUUAGCCUACUGGUUGAAAUCUCAAACUAACAUAAGAUCCGGAGCAUGAAGGCAAUUCAAUCCAAUUCUGAUUUAAUUUGAAUGUAGACUAAUUGCUUGGCUUUCCUUGGCUGCUUUUCACUAUAAAAGCAAGUUAAUCAAGUUGCACUAAAACUGGAGAUAUAAUGCAAUCCUGUCAAUAUGAUGAGCCAUAGUCCAAUGAUGUCAGUAGGGGUUUACUCACUAACCUUGUCUUUCUUUGUAACAUUCUGUUCUGUAUUAUUGUGUUGUGUUAACACACCCCUCCGUGUUACAAUUUUCCAGCAAGGUUGGCUGCUAUUUAACUCUUAAGUUUUCAUUUAUUUACAGAUAGCUAAACCAGAGUCAUCCCACUGGGCACAGAUGUCAAU
Coregonus sp. 'balchen' is the source of this 9562-nucleotide messenger RNA. The record is from the annotation of a GenBank genome assembly. Lineage: Eukaryota; Metazoa; Chordata; Actinopteri; Salmoniformes; Salmonidae.